UGAACUUUGAAUGAUAUUGUUCUUAAAACCGUGCAUCAAAAGUGUCCAUCUGAGGAUUUAUUAUGUACAAUUGUACUUGUUGAUGUCUAAAACGGAUGGAAAACUGGAAUUUUGGACUUGAAAACAGCAACGUCGGCACAACUAGAUCAACGUGAACAUAUCGGUCGUUCCUGAAAUGACAAAUCUUCAUUGAAGCGAAGCAUUCGCUUGUACACGAAGGUGGUUUCCGUUCGACGAAAAUGAGCGACAGACGCAGCAGACGAUGUUAAAGUGCCACUGAAGUACAUGGGAACGAGCGAAGCGUGUACAUUGAAACUUUAAACUGUUCUAAUUGAGGAUUAUCUACGCUAAUUCGCGAAUGGCUUCUGCAAGGAAUAUCAGAGGACGAAAGGGAUCGAGCUCGACUCAGAAACCCGAAGUUGGUAGGACAACAUCGCUCACGGAUACCUCGUUGUUUGGUCUGCUCAGCGUUAUAAAUCUAGACGACAUUUGUCAGAAAACGUUUCCUAUCGACGUUGUUUUACCGGAUGGAGCGAAACGGGAGUUAAAAGUGAACAGAUUUUCUCACGUGAAAGAUGUCAUCCACGAUAUCUGCAAGGAAUACAAACUUGAUCAUCCCAGAGUGAGAUUCAGCUCGACGAAUUCUCCUGUGGCUCUCGACGCCAACGCAGCAUUGCUAGAAAACCACGAGAUCAUAGUCGACGAAGCACGUAAAGAAUCCAAAGACGUAAAGCCAGAGGAUCCACGUCUUACCCAUUUGAAAAAUAUCAUCAACGGCGAGGAGAAAUACCUGGAGUCUUUAAGGGUCACUGUUGAGGUGUAUGGGGAAGUGUUGAGGAAGAGUUCUCUGAAUCAUCUGGAUCAUGAGAUUAUCUUUGGAAGAUUAAAACCAAUACAAGAGGCCACGACAGCAAUGUUGAUCAAACUGAAAGACGUUCGUGAUGGAUGGAGUUCGUCUUCAUGCAUUGCCACGGCGUUUGGAGAUUUGCCUGAUCUUCUGUGGACAUAUGACAACUAUUUUUCACGUCUCACUUCUUCAAAAAGGAUAUUGAGACAGAAAUGUAAAUAUGACAGCGAGUUCCUAGCGAUGGUGAACGAAAUAAAGACCACAGCCAAAGAUUCGCUUGGUCUCCUCGUAUUGCUUCCGGCCCGACGCGUUUCUCAAUACAACAAUUGCCUGAACGAAGCUCUCGAGCGUACGCCGGACGAUCACGAGGAUCGCCGAAGACUGAAAGUUCUCAUCGAGAAGAUUCAGCAGACUAUUUCCGACAGAAAAGAGGAUAUCGAUGAAGUGGAAAACGAGUUUAGACUUAUCGAAAUACAAGAUAAAUUUCCUCAGGAUGACCUGGGCUUGGACGAAGAGAAAGGACUGUCUAGUCAGAAAUUACGAAAUUUAUUGAACGCAAGACGCAGAUCUGCUCCGGCCACCGCCAUUAAAGCUGCUUUUGGGAAGACAAGCAAGACGAGCCUCCCUUCGAUUGAUAUAUCCCUCACGAUCCAUUCUGAACCUACUUCACCUGACUCGCCUCAACCUAGCAGUAUUUUCAUCCAUGAAGGCAUUGUGCAGUUAACAGCGGCGGGUCUCUCUCAUGACAGAUACAUAUUUCUUUUCAAUGAUUUCCUCCUCGUAGCGAAAUCCAAAUCAUCGUCGUAUUACAAGUUGAAAGAACGAGUCAAAUUAAGUGAAAUGUGGGUCGCUGGUUGCAUUGAUGAUGUUGCGGAAAAUGUGAAAUCUCCCGAGAAAUCCUUUGUUCUUGGCUGGCCGACUGAGAACUUCGUUGCCACUUUUAGUUCUGUUGAAGAAAAAGAGAAAUGGUACGAGGCAUUAUCAAGCAACAUUGCGUCGCAAAAGGAUUUAGAGGAGCCCAAAGUGGCGCCCAUCAAAAUCCAGCUGAAAGAUAACGAAUCUGUUGUACCAAGCCUGACAAAGAGUGUUUCAGUUGGUCAGUUGGACAACGCAAACAAGGUCGUACAGAUGGCACUGGAUCUUUUUAACAUUUUGAAUAAGGAAAACGUCAAUGACUAUCAGUUAUGGGUCAUGUACAAGGAUGGAGCAUAUCCACUGAUAGGUCACGAGUUUCCAUUUGCUAUACACAUGAAUCAACAUCGUGAGAUGUCAAUACUUGAUGACAGCGACUUUAUUGCACCCACACCUGAGCCCCUCACACCACCCCCCUCUAUCGAAAUUACACCUGAAAAUCAACUUCAGUUCAUUUUGAAAAAGGGACGAAAAAUGCACAACAAAGUUGGGCUGAAUCGACUAGUCAAAAUGAGAAAAAAUAAGAAAUUGAGCAAAAAGAUGUCCGGAAGCAAGUUACCUUCUUAUGAUAUGAUGAUGGCCCCAGGAAAAGUGUUUGGGCAACCUCUGGAACAAUUGACAAGUAAAGAAGAGCUAGUCCCCAAGCCUAUCAAUGACCUCCUUGUUCGGCUGUUUCGCUACGGACCGUCAACCUCCGGUGUUUUCCGAAAGACACCGAAUCAUCGCGAGGUCAAAGAGUUGAGAGAAGAAAUCGAUGAUGGAAAAGAAGUCUCAUUUGACGAUAUUUCAAUCCAUGUUGUCGCAGGCUUAGUGAAGGACUUCCUUAGAAACCUUCCCGAUGCUUUAUGCUCUUCUGAAUACUACGAGGAUUUUCUCGCAACUAAUGAUGUCAAGGAUAGAUCAGAACGAAUUCAGGAAAUUAUGAGAUUAGCUGUAAAACUUCCUGCAGCAAACUUGGAACUGACCAAGCGGUUCUUCUGUGUUCUCUAUCACAUAGCACAAAACUGCGGACAAAACAACAUGACGUCAUUCAAUUUGGGCGUCUGCGUUGCCCAAAGUAUACUCAAGCCAGCGGAGUCCGUGAAAGCGGAAACGGCCGAACAAGCAAAAAUGACUGCACCUCAGUUUGUGGAAUUCAUCAUCGAUAAUUUCCCGGAAAUUUUUGGCAAGGAUGCUGUCACCGUAUUGGGCGACGUUUCUGAGAUCAUCGUCGAUGUGCCGACUAUUUCCGAGAACGGGGAAUCGGAAGUGUUCGAUAACCCCGAGGAUCCCCGACCGAGAAGCCAAUCGCAUAGCGAUUCCAAUAUUUACCAAAGCGCACUCGCAGAGGACAAAGCGGAACAAAUAGGGAAUCUGUUGACAGUAGGGGAUAACAGUGCAAACUUAAGCAAAAGUACCCCUAAUUCACCCAAAUUACAGAGGAAACAAGAAAAGACAAUAGACGCGAACGAUAUUUCGAAAAAGAUUCACUCGGCAUUUUACCAUCCUAAGCAUUCGCCGAGGUAUAUUAGAAGGAACUCGGAUAAAUCGUCGAAAAUCGAUUCGGAAAAGGCUCGGGAUGCCGAACGACAACAAAAGGACUUCGAGCGUUCUCGAAAGAAGCCCGUUAUACUCACGACGACUACGUCGAGUGCCGAACUCAUCGAACAUGCUCCGAACGAUGAUACGAGGUUAUCAUCGAGUUGUGGGUCGCUGCACGCCGCACCUGCUGAGGUCAAGAAGACUGUUGUACCAAGACGCGAAGGAAUGAUGUUUGCAUCGAGUAAAAAUUUUUAUGCUGCGCCCGCGUAUAUUGCUGAGCGCGUGAAUACGGUGCACGACAGGCGCAGACAGCCCGCUGCACCAUCCUACCAGGAACAUAUGCAACGAACAAGGGCCCAGAAAGUUUGGAACGGCCCGAAAAUCCUAGACGUACCAAAACGUUUAGAUAUCCCUAAAGAUCUUCUUGCUGUCCAGACAACGAACUCUUCACAAAAUGGGACACAUUCCCCAGAGCCUUUGCGAGGAAGCAAAAGCGAGGGAUCUUUGACCGAGGAUAAAACUCCGGUUGGUAAUAAUGCUAUGGAGACUAAAUUCGGACUAAUGCAAAGCAAUGAAUCCGAUUCCGACUUGAGUCCCACCCAUUCUCGCAAUAAUUCCUCUCCCGUUUAUUCGUCUCAUGCGAGCUACACGACUAACCUUUCCCCACGACACUCCCCCAGGUCUAAUCAUGUGUCUCCGGCGAACAGUGAACGGUCGGCUCCGAAGAUGAGCACCGGAAGCGAGACUUCAAUCUCGUCGCUGUCGAGCGUUGACGAUAUCAUGGACACGAGCGAUUCCGAGAAACUGGACGUCACACGACUAAAGCACAUUCGGGACUUACUCGACGUAUCAGGGUAUGCGAAUCCGCUGAGAAUUAGCUCGGAAGCCGCUGACCUUAUAUCGAGGACUCAUGGCGAAUGGGGCAACGCGAUAAAUGAUGAUACAGAGAUGGACGACUACCAACGCAUGACAAUGGCCGAGGAGACAUAUGUAUAGCUCGCAGGCGCAGAUGCAAUGGCAAGUGAACUCUAUCUUAAAACAGUUCUGAAUGAAUUCUUCACAAGAGCCCAGGGCAAGCUAGGAAUCAUGGUGAAAAAAACAUUUGGGAAAGUUGCAGCUAGUUUGCCAUUUCUCCUGGGCGAGAACAUAGCUCUACUUUCAUAUCUUAAACUGCCUUAGUUUAGUUGAGUUGUGGGUUAUAUUAAUUGAUUGGCGUUGUUGUAUAGUACAAAACAAUGAUAUAUUUAUAGCUUAUUUAAAUACCAUGUAUAUAUAAGGUGCCGGAACUAUCGUAUAGUGAGAAUAAAGUAA
Dendronephthya gigantea is the source of this 4591-nucleotide messenger RNA. RefSeq lists its product as uncharacterized. The record is from RefSeq and is a predicted model, not a curated record. NCBI's taxonomy places the organism in Eukaryota, Metazoa, Cnidaria, Anthozoa, Malacalcyonacea, Nephtheidae. Bases 359 to 4276 code for a protein of 1305 amino acids. Gene Ontology annotation, biological process: signal transduction. Gene Ontology annotation, molecular function: guanyl-nucleotide exchange factor activity; GTPase activator activity. The transcript is spliced from 25 exons.